UGAUUGGAGGGAACUUCAGAAGGCCCAGUCGUCUGGUAAAAUCCUGGGGUCCACAGUAAUGAGUCAUCUUAGGAGCUUCAUAUCCUGUCCGAGAGUCUUGCAGUGUGUUUGAGUCUUGUUUGCAAAGUAAGGAAAUUACAGUACUUUCAUUUAGUUGGUGGAGAACAGGGUUAAAAAAGGCAAGCAUAGAAACCUAAAGGUAAAGCUGGGAGGCAGACAGUGUAGACCACCGGGUGCUGCCUAUUCUUCCAGCUCUGAUCUGCUGUUGUAAUGGGUCUAAUCAGGCCUAUGUCUGCCUUCUCCUUGAGCAGGCCAGUGAUCCCAUCUACACAGUCAUCCUACAGCAGCUCCCCACUCCAGGUUGCCCAGUGGGAGUUCCAGACCAGUGUUGUUUCCUGGGACAUUGACACAGUAGCCAAGUUUAUUGGUGCUGGGGCUGCCACAGUUAGUGUGGCUGGCUCAGGGGCUGGCACCAGAACGGCAUUUGGCAGUUUGAUCAUUGGCUGUGCCAGGAACCCGUCUCUGAAGCAGCAGCUCUUCUAUGCCAUUCUGGGCUUUGGUGUGUCUGAGGCCAUGGGGUUCUUCUGUCUGAUAGUCGCUUUCCUCAUCCUCUUCACCAUGUGAGGGUCCAUGGGGGCCACCUACCUGUCCCUGCUGCUUUGACUUCAGGCCCUGCCUGGUGCUAAAAGUGUGCUAAGCUUUACCAUUAAACAAAACAUUUCUCUUUAAAAAAAAAAAAAAAAAGACAAGAAUAAGCACAUGAAAGUGUUCAACACUGAUAUUUAGGGAAAUGCAAAUCAAAACCACAAUAAGAUACUACCUCACAUGCAUUAGAUGGCUACUGUUAAAAAAAAACACCAACCACAAAAUAAGAAGUAUUUGUGAGGAUAUGGAGAUAUUGGAGCCCUUACCCACUGCUGGUAGGAAUAUAAAAUGUUGAAGCUGUUAUGGAAAUCAGAAUGGCAUUUCCUCAAAAAACUAAAAAUAGAAUAUGGUCCAGCAAUUCCAAGUAUAUUCACAAAAGAAGUGAAAAUCGGGUCUCAAGUAUUUGUACACCCAUGUUCACAGUAGCAUUAUUCAUAAUAGUAAAAAAAUGGAGAUAUCCCAAAAGGACAAACAAAAUGUGGUGGACACACACAGGAAUAUUACUCAACCUUAAAAAGGAAGGAAAUUCUGACACAUGGGGCAACAUGGAUGAAUCCUGAGGAUAUUAUGGUAAUUGAAAUAAGCCAGUCCCCAAAAUACAAAUAUUGUAGGAUUCCACUUACAUGAGGUACUUAGAGUUGUCAAAUUCAUAGAGGCAGAAAGUAGAAGGGUUGGAUGCCAGUUGGUGAGGGGAGGGAAGAGUGGACAAUUGUUGAUUAAAGGGCAUAGAGUUUCAGUUUUGAAGGAUGAAAGGAGUUUUGGAUGUUGGUUGGACAACAAUGGGAUUAUGUUGUAUGUUUUUUUACAAUUAAAUUUGGCAAAGUAUCUUAUUUCCUAUUUCUUAAAGAGAUUGUUGGUGCUAAUAAAAUAUUUUCAGUUCCUAAGUUGGCUGACUUCUUAU
Acinonyx jubatus (cheetah) is the source of this 1546-nucleotide messenger RNA. Its product is annotated as ATP synthase F(0) complex subunit C1, mitochondrial-like. Bases 271 to 624 code for a protein of 117 amino acids. Gene Ontology annotation, biological process: proton motive force-driven ATP synthesis; proton transmembrane transport. NCBI's taxonomy places the organism in Eukaryota, Metazoa, Chordata, Mammalia, Carnivora, Felidae. The record is from RefSeq and is a predicted model, not a curated record. Gene Ontology annotation, molecular function: proton transmembrane transporter activity. The transcript has a single exon.